AUGAGUGGGGAACAGACCGUCAUCCUGUCCGCGGUGAGGACACCAAUCGGUUCCUUCUGUGGCUCGUUGAGCUCUUUGCAAGCACACGAACUCGGUGCCAAAUGCAUACAAGAGGCAGUUGCGAGAUCAGGGGUCAAGGUGGAUGAUAUUUCUGAAGUUAUAUAUGGACAGGUAUUGACGGCAGGUCAUGGACAAAAUCCGGUGCGACAGGCGUCUGUCAAUGCUGGGCUUCCAUUUUCCGUUCCAGCCACGAUGGUCAAUAUGUUGUGCGGUUCGGGACUACGGUCUGUAAUUAUGGGGGCACAAGCCAUCUCCGCGGGUGAUGCGGAAUGUGUGGUGGCCGGGGGUCAAGAGUCCAUGAGCCAGGCCCAUCACUCUGUCCAUUUAAGGAACGGUGUGAAAAUGGGGAAUGGGACGUUGACUGAUACCAUGAUUGCCGACGGAUUGACGGACGCCUUCAAAAAUAUUCACAUGGGAAUUACUGCCGAGAACAUUGCUGCCAAAUACAAAAUCGAUCGCGAAUCACAGGACAAAUUCUCCGUCAGUUCACAACAAAAAGCGGGCGUUGCUAUCAAAACUGGUGCUUUUAAAGAUGAAAUCCUCCCAAUCGAAGUUCCCGGACGGAAAGGGGUGGUGACCGUGUCUGUAGAUGAGUUUCCCAAGCCCGACACUACAUUCGAGGGCCUGCAAGCACUAAAGCCGGCCUUUAUCCGGGACGGAAGUGGAACCGUUACAGCUGGAAAUGCUUCAGGACUAAACGAUGGAGCCGCCGCACUUGUGUUAUCAUCCACAAGUUUUGCAAAGAAUGCUGGAAUUAAACCACUGGCUAAAAUUCAGGCCUACGCGUUUACAGGUGUUGAUCCAUCAAUUAUGGGAAUCGGACCAGUUUCUGCGGUGCAAGCAGCGUUGAAAAAGGCAGGAUGGAAGGUAUCCGAUGUAGAUCUGUUUGAACUAAACGAAGCCUUUGCGUCACAAUCUCUCGCAGUGGUGAAGGAGCUGGGAAUCUCGCCGGACAAGGUGAACAUUAAUGGGGGCGCCAUUGCCCUCGGACAUCCUAUCGGAGCUUCCGGGGCACGAGUUUUGGUCACUUUACUAUACGCAUUGAAACGGACAAAUGGCAAGAAAGGUGUGGCCGCCCUGUGCAUCGGGGGUGGCAUGGGUGUGGCUCUCUGCGUGGAAAUGAUGUAAUGAACAAACUGUGAAAUUUAUGUCUAUAAUUAUGAACAAACAUGACAAAACUGGAGCUUUCUAAACAAUGACAAUAUGCAUAUUACAUAUAAUUUAUAAGUUUAAUUAAGAGAAAAAAUGGUGCCUAAAUCUUUUCCAGAAAUAAAAUGAUGAUAAAAUGGUGGGUAGUGUUGGUGCAGAAUAAAUAAAGUAUUUUUGUGUAA
Messenger RNA from Folsomia candida, 1391 nucleotides. It is a transcript of the gene Acat2, whose product is annotated as acetyl-CoA acetyltransferase. The transcript has 6 exons. Gene Ontology annotation, biological process: fatty acid beta-oxidation. NCBI's taxonomy places the organism in Eukaryota, Metazoa, Arthropoda, Collembola, Entomobryomorpha, Isotomidae. The record is from RefSeq and is a predicted model, not a curated record. The coding region runs from base 1 to 1188 and encodes 395 amino acids. Gene Ontology annotation, molecular function: acetyl-CoA C-acetyltransferase activity.